GAAUCUCUUCCUUUACCCUGGUCCAUCAGAAUGAAAAUUGCUCUUGGUGCUGCCAAGGGCCUUGCCUUUCUUCAUGAGGAAGCUGAAAGACCAGUAAUUUAUUGAGACUUCAAAACAUCUAAUAUCCUUCUGGAUGCGGAUUACAAUGCCAAGCUUUCUGAUUUUGGACCAGCCAAAGAUGGUCCAGACUCUUGUAUGAACACAAGUGAUGGGUACCUAUGGUUAUGCUGCCCCUGAGUUCGUAAUGACAGGGCAAAUGACAUUUAGGAGUGAUGUCUAUAGCUUUGGGGGGUUCUUCUUGAGAUGUUGACAGGCCAAAGAUCCAUGGACAAAUACCGACCAAAUGGGGAGCAUAACCUUGCGGAAUGGGCUAGGCCGUAUCUUGGAGAGAGGUUUUACUGACUUAUAGAUCCUCACCUUGAAGGACUCUUCUCAAUCAAAGGGGCACAGAAAGCAAUUCAAUUGGCUGCCCACUGUCUUAGCCGUGAUCCUAAAGCCAGAACUUUGAUGAGUGAAGUCGUAGAAGCACUAAAGCCUCUGCCAAAUCUCAAUGACGUGGCUCGUUCUUCAUCUCACUUCCAGGUCAUGCCAGCAGAGUGUGCAGGGUCCGUUGCAAACGCUAGAAAUGGCAGUAGACUGCAAGGAGGGUUCCCGUCUAGCAAUGGUCAACCGAGUAGGAGCAUCCCUACACCAAAUGGGCCUCAUGUUUCUCCAUAUAACCUUAAUCAUCUUCAUCGGUCACCCAAACCUGAUGUUGGACAGCCUUCAGAAUGAGCCUAUGCCUCCCUUCUUGCUCUGUUUUAUUUUAGUUUAUGCGUUUCUUCAAGGAGAGACGGAGGGAACGUUAGUGGGGCUUGGAAGUUAUGCUGGUGAGCCUGAUAUGUUCCUUCUUGAGCAGAAGUGAAAAUGGGCUCUGCACUGGAGAGAAACAUUGAGAGGGCUCUUUUGUAGCAUAUGCCGUGUUUGAAAAAGUUAAUGCCUUUUCUUUAGUGCUUGUCUAACUUCUAUGCGAUCAAGGUUGACGCAUUUGGGGACUAUAGUUUCCAUUGCAUAGCAUGAAUGCAUGAUGCGGUCAGGAUUCUUUAAUAAUAAAAAAGAAAAAAAAACCGUCAAUUUCUUCUGCUGAGUGCUUUAGUUUGUGUCGUGCAUUCAUUUGUUUCAAUACAAAAAAUUUGUAAUA
This is a messenger RNA of Rubroshorea leprosula, 1180 nucleotides long. The record is from the annotation of a GenBank genome assembly. Lineage: Eukaryota; Viridiplantae; Streptophyta; Magnoliopsida; Malvales; Dipterocarpaceae.